Molecule: messenger RNA, 837 nt
Organism: Talaromyces atroroseus
Lineage: Eukaryota; Fungi; Ascomycota; Eurotiomycetes; Eurotiales; Trichocomaceae
Exons: 3
Coding region: 1-837 (278 amino acids)
Molecular function (GO): FMN binding
Source: RefSeq, a predicted model, not a curated record
AUGAAUGCGCUAACUAAUGCCCGCAUAGAAUGUGCGUAUAGCCACCACUUCCCCUCCAAAGCAAAUUUCAAUGAAGAGCAAGCGUCGCGGCCACAAUUCGACCGCAAUGUGCCCCUAAAAUACUCUCAACCGCCCAACACGAACUGGAAACUAGGCGACGGCGCCAAUAACGGCGGCGCGUCUCCAGACACACAAAGAAAGCACAUUGCAAUCGAUCCCUAUGAGCCUGGCAGGUCUGCAAGCAGCAAUUAUAAGCUGCUCAUAUCCGGCAUUGUCCCUCGCCCGAUUGCGUUCGUCAGCACCAGGUCCAAGGAUGGCACAUCGGUCAAUCUUGCUCCGUUUAGUUAUUUCCAGCUAGUGAAUCAUGACCCACCAAUGUUCGUUGUAAGCUUUGUCGGUUCAAUCGACAAGGCAAAGGAUACGUUGAGGAACCUGCUUGACACAAACGAGUGUGUCAUUAACCUCAUAUCCGAACAUUUCGUCGAAGCCGCCAAUGCAACCUCUGUGAAUGCACCGUAUGGCACUUCGGAAUUUGAGAUUGCCGGCUUGCAUCAGGCGCCGAGUACGACGGUGAAAGCGCCGCGCGUACAGGAAUCUAUUUUCUCGAUUGAGGGUCGACUAGUUGAAGCGAAGGAGUUUGAGAGCUCGGUUGAGCCAGGCAAGAAGACGGGUGUUCUGGCUAUUGUCGAAGGGACGCGGUUCUGGGUACGCGAAGAUGCGAUUAAUGAUGACAAGAGUCUUAUUGAUUUGGAGGUGUUGCGUCCGAUUAGUCGGUUGGGUGGAAUCAGGUAUGGUCGUACCACGGAGAUCGUGGAGCUGGAACGGCCGUCUUUCUAA